UGCCCCAGCCACUGAAUGUUUCUUGCUCUCCUCUCCGCCUCAGGUCCCGUAAGCAGUGUUUUGGUGAAUAGGUACGGGAGCCGGCCGGUGGUGAUCACAGGAGGUCUGCUGUGCUGUUUGGGGAUGGUCUCCGCCUCUUUUAGCACCAACGUGGUAGAGCUCUACCUCACCGUGGGAUUCAUCGGAGGUAUAGGUCUAGCCUUCAACCUGCAGCCAGCUUUAACAAUCAUCGGCAAAUACUUCUAUAAGAAACGACCCAUGGCGAAUGGACUUGCCAUGGCAGGAAGUCCUGUUUUCUUAAGUACCUUGGCUCCUUUCAAUCAGUACCUUUUUAAUACUUUUGGCUGGAAAGGAAGCUUCUUGAUUUUGGGAGGUAUAUUGUUGAACUCCUGUGUGGCUGGGUCCCUCAUGAGACCCGUUGGACCCAAACAAACUAACAAGGCUAAAAAUAAGAUUGGCAUAAAAGCAGAUGAAGCAGAGGCUAAGAAAAGCCAUAAGAAGUCACUAAGCGAAAAAAUUAAUAAGUAUUUAGACUUCUCUCUUUUUAAGCAUAGAGGAUUUCUGAUAUAUUUAUCUGGAAAUGUCAUUAUGUUCCUAGGGUUUUUUGCUCCCAUUAUAUUCUUGGCUCCGUAUGCUAAAGACAAGGGGAUUGAUGAGUAUUCUGCAGCGUUCUUGCUGUCUAUUAUGGCUUUUGUUGAUAUGUUUGCUAGGCCUUCUGUAGGAUUAAUAGCAAACUCCAGAUUUAUCCGACCCCGAAUCCAGUACUUCUUCAGUUUUGCGAUCAUGUUCACUGGAGUAUGUCAUCUCUUGUGCCCACUGGCAGAGGACUACACAAGCCUGGUGUUAUACGCUAUAUUUUUUGGCCUUGGAUUUGGGAGUGUUAGCAGUGUCCUCUUUGAAACUCUCAUGGACCUUGUUGGUGCUCAAAGGUUUUCCAGUGCCGUGGGACUUGUCACAAUUGUGGAGUGUUGCCCGGUUCUUCUUGGCCCUCCUCUUGCCGGUAAAUUGGUGGAUGAAACUGGACAAUAUAAAUACAUGUACAUAGCCUGUGGCGCCAUUGUGUUCCUAUCCAGUGUGUGGCUGCUCAUUGGUAACGCUAUAAACUAUCGAUUGCUUGCAAAGGAAAAGAAGUUGGCAGAAGCAGAGAAGAAGAUACAUAAGCCUGAGUCCACAGAAUCUGAACCCUUGAGCAAACCUAACCAUUCCGAUGUUAAUGUCCAAAGCGCGAGAACAGAGGAUCAUCCCUCAGAAAGAGAAACGAAUAUUUAACAAGAACCGCAUCUCUGAUUUCAGUGUUUAUGACUCUCCUAGGAGUAUUUCUUUUUUUCAAAAUAUUGGAAAGGUUUUUUAAGUGAAAUUUGGAGUCAUAAUUAAGGAUGGAGAUGAGAUUUUCCUCAAUGGCAAAUUUCAAAUGUUUGUGUUUUUUAAAACUUAUUUGGGCAGUUAACUGUUGAGAUGAUGCAUGCAAAGCAUCCACGCAAUGGAUUUAUUUCCAUACAUGACUCUGGUUGUGGUGGUUAAAAUAAUUUUAAAGUCUUCCAGUGAUUUCCAGUCUUGGUUAUGGGGACUGAAUCCCAAAUGCCUGGUUUAAGUAGUUAGAAGGAGUGUGUUUAAUCGUGUAGGAAUAUCCUUUCCACAUUUCAUUUGAUAUUAAAGUAUGAAAUGGAAUUGAGGGAAAAUGAAUUUUCGCCUCAUGCACCCACCCACCCACAUGCACACAGUCUCACAAACUUACGCACAUGCACACAGAGUAUCUGGAGAACAAAAGUUCCAAAAAAUAUUAUCACCCUACUUUUUUUUUUUACUUAAAAAAACAUCCAUGGGGAAAAAAAGAAAUGUAUUAUAUCUGCCUUCUAUUUUACAGCGUGGAUUUUAAAGAUAAGAACAUGGGUGAAAAUGAGGGUGACCUUAAUUUGAAAAUGCAACUAACUGCUGUAAAAAAAAGUGUUUGCAUUUAUAAAAUAAAUUUUAAAAGAACACUCCAUUUUAUACCAUUAUUUGAUUUGAUUCAUCCGUGUACAUGAUUUCUUUGAGAGCGGCCAUCAGUACCUGGUGCUAGAGAAUAGAACUCUCAAAUAAUUUUCAAAAUUCUGACCUAAUAUGUAAAUCAAAUUAGAAGCCUAAACAACUGCUAGCAGUGGGCUAUGUCCAUAGAUUUUAAAAAGAUUUUAGUUAGUAAUCCAGAAAGUCAUAACCAAGGACUUCUUUUAACCAGAACUCAAUCCAGACUCACUGUCCUACCGAGACAUCAAAGUCGAGUCCAACGGAAUCCUGGUUGACAGGUGUAUAAAUUGGCCGCAUUCUGAUUUCUCCCAGCACACAGCCAUGAUUGCAGGGUUACUGCUAAGCGUAAUCCAUUUGAAUAAACUACAAAUGGGAGGUGCUUAUAAUGAGACCUCCAAACUCUCUCCUUCCCUCCCUUCCCCAAAAAGCAAAAGCAAAAAACAGAAACCCAAACAGGCUUUUUACUCAGCCGCUGGAAAUGACUCAUAUUAUAGGAAUGGCAGCCCUUGAAAAUUUCGCCCUGUACUGAUUAGACUUCCUACUGCCUGUGAACAAAACUAAACCAAGAGAGUGUUGAAGAGGCUUCUAGAAUUGGAGGCUGUGUGUGACUUGGUAUACCCUUGUGAAGUGCAUGUACAGUUUAUAACACGAUAGCAGGAAGCUGGCCAUACUGCAGCCCAGGUUAACUUAGCAGUUUCUCAUUUUCAUAACUGUGAAAAGAUCUGGGAAUCUGAAUCACUCGCGUACAGAGACAUAUGAUAGCUCUGUGCAAUCAGAACUAUAAAUACCUCUUCGAGUGAUAAAGUACUUUUAAACAAGAAAGAAGAUGUGCGUUAUGGUUAAAGUUAUAAAUAUUUACAUCUAUAGAUCUGAAGUUUAAAUUAAGUUCGUGAUUAACAGAAAGCAUUUUGUACUUGAUGAUUGACGUGAUGUCACUCUUAAACUGUCAAAAGGAAUUUGCCCUGCAUUUUUUUUUUUUAUUGCAGUAGAAGCAGAUGCUCUUCUUCUUUCCUGUAAGUUUGCACCUGGAUACCAAGCUUUUGUGACAGUUAACAUUGAGGAUUUGAUUUGUAAAAUGUGUGCAUUGUUUAAGCAUGUGGCUCAUAGUUAGUAAGCUAUAUAAAAUUCCAUAUUUCAUUUAACAUUCGCUUUUUGCAUAUGAAGAGGUAUUUAUAUUUUUCAAAUAUAAGUAAAACGAUAUGUGCCAAUACCAUUGGUAAAUAAAUCAGGGAAGAUGUGGCAGUAUGUGGCUGUUUUUAAUUUAGUUUCACCCAAUCUUGAGUCUUGACUGAGCUACUUUUAUAUUAUUAGCACUUUUGUAUUCAACUCUGACUCGCCAUAAGAAAUGCGACAUCAUAAAUUGUGUAGUAGCUCUCCAAUCCUAAACAUUUCCAAAAAAAGUGUCUUGAAUUCUCUAAAGAUAUAUAUUUAAGCUAAUAUAGAUAUCAGACCCCCGGGGGAAAUAAACAGCAAAGUAAGGAGGGAGGGGUUUUAGGCCUAAGGCUGUAUAGUCCCUUAAUCACCUGCUGGUGAGACAGGCUGGUGGUGCCUUCCAGGGGCUCUCUCCAUGAAAGGAGGUUUAUUGACUUACCGAUGAGUUUCUUGUUAAGUCAAAACCAAUUUCUAUUUGUUCUAUUGUACUUUGGUCACCUGCAUCAACUUUGCAUUUCUAAUCCUGAUUCUAUUAAAUUGUUAAAAAAGAGAGGGAAGUCGAAGUUUGCGUGUUUGAAGCACAUGGUCUGUAGACCCACGUGCCUGGCAGUCACUCUGCAUCAAGUUACAAACAGGCACGCAAAUUAAGUCCCAAACGUAAAGGUUGAAAAUUAAAUCGGUACUCACUUGGAACAGGGACGUAACUCACAUACAGGAUUCGGAUUUGUUCGAGGGUAAAAUUAAUUUUCCUUCUUGUUCACUUUCCCCCUCCCUUGAACUUGUUGGAAUAUUUGUUGCUUUAACAGAAUCUUUCAAAGAUUGAAAAGAGAGUAUCAGCCUAGAGCAUUCAUUAUUAAAUAGUCACGUAAAUGGAGGAAGAAACAUAGUUGGCUUCUGUGUCUGCAACAAUUCGUGCAAAAUAUACUUCUUCCCCUAAGGAAGGACAGGUUUUAGAUGUUCAAGGUAUCAUCAAGCAAAGUCAGUACACCAUUAACAUCGUUUUUAGUCCCAUUUAAUCCCAUUCUCCAUUAUGGAAUUGUGCAGAAGGAAGCUUAUUAUAAACCAGAAUACCAAAAUAAUUCUUGCUCACUGGCUAGUUCAAGUACUUUUCUGUUUGUGAUAACUGAGUAUCCCUUAUUUUUCACGCUUUAACCUUAAAUAUGCCUUCACUAAUUUAUGAAUAGAAUAUUCAGUAUAGACUUGUCCUGACCUGUUCCCACCGUCUUUCCUGAUCCUUUUUGGAUCCAAUCAGCACACAUUUAAGAGGCAGUGGGUCAGACUCUAGGCUAUUUUACGUUGGAAAACAUGAUGUUUUCUUGAUGUAAAUCUACAUGGUUCGUAAGUUUCACUUCUUUAGUACCAGGUUCCAACCACGUCAUCUCAUGCCCCCCAACCCCCACUGGAUGCUAGGAAAUAAGUAAAAUAAUUAGGUUUGAUAUAUUUGAAUGUGCACUUUAAAAUCUAGGUAUUUUUUACUCAUCCUUCUCUGGCUGCUUAUGACAAUUGAGGAUACAGAAAAACGACCACAAGCUGUGUGAUAUAAAUGUAAGUUUUUAUAUUGAUGUUAUCAAAUAUAGAAAUAUCCUUAAUCAGUUAGUUGAAACUUAUUUUCCAUCUAAAAAUAUCUUUUUUUAAACAAAAACACUCUCUUAUGUAUAAUGUUGCAGACUUUUAAUAAAACAAAAUAAAAAAUCACGAUCAUUAGGCUCAAUGUAAUAGGGAGAAAGGAUGGAAAGUGGGAAGGGAACUAAUAUUUAUUUGUCACACAUUUUGCCUGCAUAAUACCUUUUAAUAAUCAAACCAAAUCAUGAGUAGAGGCUAUUGGCCUGAUAUAAUAGAUGAGUGAAACAAACAAACAAAAAAACAGACAAAGAAGUUCAGGAAAUUACCCAAAGUUAAAAGGUAGUAUGUGACAGAACCAGAACUAAAACUCAGGUUUGUCUAAAAGCAGAGAGAGCCCCUUAGGUGUUGCAUGCUGUCCCCUAAUAGAAGCUGUAGAAGCAAAUGUAGAUAAAAUAUAGAUACAAAAAAUUUAAACCCUGUAUGGUAAACCAAUUAGCUUUAACUGUAAUUUGUAUUAUAAUUUAUUUAGUGUUUAUUAGGAAUUGCAUUUGCAAUAAUCUGAAUAUAUAAUUCUAAGUUGCCUGCCUUUCUAGCCAAUGCAAAUUAUCCCAAAUAAUGGUAAUGAUUAUAUAAUAGCUGUAAUUGUUUUAAUGUGACUUUUUUCAUAAAAAUAAUGACAUAUU
This is a messenger RNA of Equus caballus (horse), 5402 nucleotides long. NCBI's taxonomy places the organism in Eukaryota, Metazoa, Chordata, Mammalia, Perissodactyla, Equidae. The record is from RefSeq and is a predicted model, not a curated record.